GCCUCGCCUCCCUCGUCGCCGACGCGCGUCAUGGCGGGGUCGGUCGUCUCCUCCACAGACGGGGGGGAAGCAGCUUUCCUUUCCCCUCCUCCCCUCGCGUCCCCGCGCCGUUGCCGCGCUUGAGGCAGAAGCUCCGUUGAGGCGGAGGAAGCCACGGGGAGGGAGGGGGGGGAACGGGGAGAAACAACCGAGCCGGCGGCGGGGAGGGAAACGAGGCUCCCCUCCCCGUGAUUGAUUCCCUACUUGCAGCCCUACAUGUAUAUAAAUAUAUAUAUUUAAUUUUUUGGGGGUGGAAAUUCCGCGAUGCGAUGGGUUAGGCGGCUCGCAGCUGAGCGGAGAGCAGCCGAGCGAGGCGACCACGAGAGGCGGCGGCGGCGGCGGCGAGGCCUUGCUUGGGCGCGGGCGGCGGAAGCAGCAGCAGCAGCAGCAGCCGCCGCCGCUAGUGGCGGCGUCGCCGGAGGAAGACGAGGAGGGAGCCGCCGGAGGGAGCCGUUCUUCCCCGCGGUCCCCUCCAUGGACAGCGGGUCGGAAUUAUGAGCCGGCUGGAGCCGCUGGCGCCCGGGACUCGCCCUCGGGGGGCUCUUCCUCCUCCCAACCUGCGCUUCAGGGGCUCAGCGGGGCUUUUCUCGCCUCACCACCACCACCGUCGUUAUUACUACUUCUUCAGCACACGACGCCGCGACGCUUCGCCCCCUCAGCCCGCGCUCCCCGCCGCCUCGCCUGGGCUCCUCCGGCCCGGGGGUCAGGCGGCGCCCGCCUCUCUGGCCCAAACCAGGGGGCGCCUCCGGCCGGUGUGAACCCCCCGCCCUGUCGUCCCUUACUCCCCCCUUGCUCUUCGGGUUUUGUGCCGCUCCUUGCCUCUGUCUCACCCCUCCAUUUUAGUGCGUGUUUUCCCUCCUCAGCUCAUCCCUCUCCCUCAAUCCCCCCUCAAACCCUUCCGCCCUCGCCAGCGAGCAGGUGACGGGGGUUGUGUGAGUCCCGAAGGGGGGAACCCCUCGUUAUCCCCCCCGCCCGCUCCCCCACCCGAGGACGCUCCCCACCCCCAGGAUGCCGAUGGAUUAAAAAACGAAGCGUAUUGAUUUGUAUGUAUUGCUCCCGGCGGCGGCUGCUGCUGCCGCUGCCUGCGCUCCUCCUGCCGCCGCCUGAGUUCGCCGCUCCAGCCACCAAACAUGUCGGCUCCUGCUGGGCCCCGGGGCGGCCCUGCUCCUCCUCAGCCUCCUCCACCUCAGGCCGAGAUGCCCGACCUCAGCCACCUCACGGAGGAAGAGCGGAAGAUCAUCCAGGCCGUCAUGGACCGCCAGAAGAAGGAAGAGGAGAAGGAGCAGUCCGUGCUCAAGAAAUUACAUCAACAGUUUGAAAUGUAUAAAGAGCAGGUGAAAAAGAUGGGUGAAGAAUCACAGCAGCAGCUGGAGCAGAAGGGUGAUGCUCCAACCUGUGGUAUUUGCCACAAAACAAAAUUUGCCGACGGCUGUGGCCAUAAUUGUUCAUAUUGCCAAACGAAAUUCUGUGCACGUUGUGGGGGAAGAGUGUCUUUACGCUCAAGCAAGGAGGAUAAAGUGGUAAUGUGGGUAUGUAACUUGUGCCGAAAACAACAAGAAAUCCUCACAAAAUCUGGAGCUUGGUUUUAUAACAGUGGAACAAACACACCCCAGAAGCCUGAUAAAGAAGGGUUUAGAGUGCUGCGGAACGAGGAAGCACCUAAGGAGAAAAUAGCAAAGCUUCAAGAGCAGUCUUUAUCAGCAUUGGAACGAGGCAGAUCUCAAGGGCUCACAAGGCAAGACUCCAUCAACGGCUCAGGAGGGAAGCAUCAGGUGCCAGGUGACACGACAGACAGAAAAAGAAGCCCAUCAGUAUCCAGAGAUCAGAACAGAAGGUACAGCCAACGGGAGGAGAGAGACGACUAUUCACAGAAUGCAACAUCAGACAGUGCAAUGCCAAGGUCACCAUCAGAUUAUACGGACAGGCGAUCGCAGCAUGGGCCUCAGUUAUAUGAAGAACCUGACCUUGAUGACUACAGAGAUUCUAACAGGAGAAGUCGUAGGCGUUCAAGGGAAUACUCUUUAGAAGAAGAUGUACAGAACAGAGAGGAAUAUGAGAGGCAGCGGCAGGAAGAAGAGUAUCAGGCACGAUAUCGAAGUGAUCCUAACUUGGCUCGUUAUCCUGUCAAACCACAACCAUAUGAGGAACAAAUGCGCAUUCAUGCUGAAGUGUCUCGAGCACGUCAUGAACGAAGGCACAGUGAUGUGUCUUUGGCAAAUACUGAACUGGAAGAUUCCCGGAUAUCUAUGAUAAGAAUGGAGCGGCCGUCAAGGCAGAGGUCUGCAUCUGAACGCAGAGCUGCCAUGGACCAACGUUCAUAUUCAAUGGAAAGAACUCAGGGACCAAGUCCCAAUCGACAGAGGACCACGAAUCACAGCCCUCCAACACCCAGGAGGAGUCCAAUUCCUUUUGAUAGGCCAGAUUUGAGGCGAACUGAUUCAUUAAGAAAACAGCACCAUUUGGAUCCUAGUUCGGCUGUACGAAAAACAAAACGUGAAAAAAUGGAAACCAUGUUAAGGAAUGAUUCGCUAAGUUCAGACCAAUCUGAAUCAGUUAGGCCUCCACCACCAAAGCCUCAUAAAACAAAAAAGGGAGGAAAAAUGCGUCAGGUUUCAUUGAGUAGCUCAGAAGAAGAGUUGGCCUCUACUCCAGAAUAUACCAGCUGUGAUGAUGUAGAAAUCGAAAGUGAAAGUGUUAGUGAGAAAGUCUAUCACUUUUUGACAGGGAACAAUCAAAGGGGAAAAAGAAAAACUAGUGAGCAGGCAGUUUUGUCGGACUCUAACAUCUUGUCUGAAAGACAAAAGAAAAUGGUAUGCUUUGGUGGCCACUCUUUGGAAGAGGACUUGGAAUGGUCUGAGCCUCAGAUUAAAGAUUCUGGGGUAGACACGUGUAGUAGCACGACUCUAAAUGAAGAGCAUAGCCAUAUUGAAAAGCAUCCUGUGACAUGGCAGCCAUCCAAAGAUGGAGACCGUUUAAUUGGCCGGAUUUUGUUAAACAAACGACUCAAAGAUGGAAGUGUGCCUAGAGAUUCAGGAGCGAUGCUUGGACUGAAGGUUGUAGGAGGAAAGAUGACUGAAUCAGGCCGACUCUGUGCAUUUAUCACCAAAGUAAAAAAAGGAAGUUUAGCUGAUACAGUGGGACACCUUAGACCAGGUGAUGAAGUAUUAGAAUGGAAUGGGAGGUUUUUGCAAGGAGCCACCUUUGAAGAAGUGUACAAUAUUAUUUUAGAAUCUAAACCAGAGCCACAAGUAGAACUUGUAGUUUCACGGCCAAUUGGAGACAUUCCCAGAAUACCUGACAGCACACAUGCACAAUUGGAGUCCAGUUCUAGCUCUUUUGAAUCUCAAAAAAUGGACCGGCCUUCUAUUUCAGUCACUUCCCCAAUGAGUCCUGGCAUGUUGAGGGAUGUUCCACAGUUCUUGUCUGGACAACUUUCAAGCCAAAGCCUUAGUAGAAGAACAACGCCUUUUGUUCCUAGGGUUCAGAUAAAAUUGUGGUAUGACAAGGUUGGUCACCAGUUGAUAGUCACAAUAUUGGGAGCAAAGGAUCUUCCUUCAAGGGAAGACGGAAGGCCAAGAAAUCCUUAUGUUAAAAUUUACUUUCUUCCUGACAGAAGUGAUAAGAACAAAAGAAGAACAAAAACGGUAAAGAAAACUUUGGAACCCAAAUGGAACCAAACAUUCAUUUAUUCUCCAGUUCAUCGGAGAGAAUUUCGAGAACGAAUGUUGGAAAUUACUCUUUGGGACCAAGCACGUGUUCGUGAGGAAGAAAGUGAAUUUUUAGGGGAGAUUCUUAUUGAAUUAGAGACUGCACUGCUGGAUGAUGAGCCUCAUUGGUACAAACUUCAGACACAUGAUGUCUCUUCAUUGCCACUUCCCCAUCCUUCCCCAUACUUGCCACGCAGACAGCUACAUGGAGAGAGUCCCACACGAAGACUGCAAAAUAAAGGCUUGUAUUCAUAUAAUUCAGGGUCCAAGCGAAUAAGUGAUAGUGAAGUCUCAGACUAUGAUUGUGACGAUGGAAUUGGAGUAGUAUCAGAUUACCGACAUAAUGGAAGAGAUCUUCAAAGCUCAACACUAUCAGUGCCAGAACAAGUGAUGUCAUCUAAUCACUGCUCUCGGUCAGGUUCCCCUCACCGUGGAGACAGUAUAGGACGGACCAGGUCAUGGUCUCCCAGUGUUCCUCCUUUACCAAGUAGGAAUGUGGAACAGGGGUCUCGAGGGACCCGAUCUACUCCUGCACAUUACAAUACCAUGAACCGAAUGGAUAGACAUCGAAUAAUGGAUGACCACAACUCCCCAGACAGAGAGAGUCAUUAUCACACUCUGCCUUGGUCCCAACACACUCAGUCCAUUGGCGCCCAUCAUAGAGAUGCAAGCAAGGAUCGCUCAAUGUAUCCUAUCUUUUGUGAAGAUGCAAUCAGAUUGCUUCGAUCCCGUACGAUGUGCCGUACCUAUUCUGAGGGUGCUUACUAUGAAUUUGAGAGGAGGAGUAGGCAGGAGGGAAGAGUGCCUAAAACAUAUUUUGAUGACACUGAUACUUCCCCCACUCCUGAAAGGUAUUACAAUGGUGCAUAUUCAUGGGCAGAUCAUGUAGUCAAUGGUUCAGCUGAAAAUUAUGGCAAAGUCCCAGUAGGUAGUAGAAGAAUAGCAUAUCCAAGGAUUGAAAUACAGCAACCUUCCACAGAUACUGACAGAAGUGAAUCAGUGGAUGUUUUGGCAGAUCAAGCUUCCUAUUCAGAAAGUGAAUUUAUAGAGCCAGAAGAAAACAUGAGGAAAUGGGAACCUAGACUACCCUAUCAAAGAUCCAGAUCAACAGAACAACGUCCUGUGCUAGAGCGGACCAGCCCCCGCUCUCGAUCCACUGAGCGUCCUGACUCAAACCUCAUGAGAUCGAUGCCUUCAUUAAUGACUGGAAGAUCUGCCCCUCCCUCACCUGCCUUAUCGAGGUCUCAUGCUCGCACGGGGUCUGUCCAAACAAGCCCAUCAGGUACUCCAGUAGCAGGACGCAGGGGGAGACAGUUGCCACAACUCCCACCAAAAGGGACACUGGAAAGAAAUUAUGAGGAAAAGCAUCAUGUAUCUCUUAAUGGAAAAAAAGAAGUUACUUGGGAAGACCAGCAGAAAAAGGUGAAUGGUACAAUAACUGAUGACAAAUCAUUGCCGAAAAAGAAACAUCAUACUGAGCCAGAAGAAGUGGAUACAUCAAGGAGAAGAAACCCAGUGCCAGAGAAUGGGGAUGAAGGUGCUAUGGACGUAGAAGAGAGAAAUCACCAAAUGAAAAUGAGCAAGUACAAACAGGUAGCAGGAUCAGAUUCAAGGCUGGAGCAAGAUUAUCAUUCUAAGUAUCGGUCAGGGCGAGAUCCUCAACGAGGCUCUGACAAUGUCUCCAACAAGUCUUCCGACAGUGAUGUAAGUGAUGUGUCAGCAGUAUCGAGGACCAGUAGUGCGUCUCGCUUCAGCAGCACUAGCUACAUGUCUGUUCAAUCAGAACGACCGAGAGGGAACAAGAAAAUUAGAAAAUCAAGUGAGGAAAGAAAACAGGGAGGGGAGGAAGGGGAGGAGGAGGUUUUUCCUGAGGAGGUACUUCCUGAGGAGGUAUUUGCUGAGGAGAAUCAAGAAGAGGAAGAGGUGGAGAAACAAGAGGUUGAGGAAAUUGUAAAGGAUGAACAAAUUAAUGAAAAGGGAGAAGGGGAAGGGGAAAAGGAGGCAGAAAAAUGUGAUAAAGAGGAAAACAAAGAAUCAGAAGAAGAUAAAAGGGUUCAAGAUAAUCAAACUGAGGAAACAGCAAAAACAAGCGAUAAAGAGGACUUGCAAGAUGACCUCAGUGUCUUUACAUCUAAAAUGCAAAGCAGACAGAUGGGCGUUUCCGGAAAGAACAUAACUAAGAGCACCAGCAUCAGUGGAGAGAUGUACACAAUUGAGAAGAAUGAUGGCAGCCAAUCAGACACAGCGGUGGGCACUGUGGGGACAGGAGGAAAAAAGCGACGCUCCAGCAUUGGUGCAAAGAUGGUAGCCAUUGUGGGUCUUUCACGAAAAAGCAGAAGUACCUCACAACUCAGCCAAACAGAAGCAGGUGGGAAAAAGUUAAAAAGCACAGUCCAAAGAAGCACAGAAACUGGGUUGGCUGUGGAAAUGAGAAACUGGAUGACACGUCAAGCCAGCCGGGAAUCCACAGAUGGCAGCAUGAACAGUUACAGCUCUGAGGGGAAUUUGAUCUUUCCUGGUGUGCGGUUGGGUGCAGACAGCCAGUUCAGUGACUUUCUCGAUGGACUUGGUCCUGCACAGCUUGUUGGACGCCAAACCCUGGCAACUCCAGCAAUGGGUGAUAUCCAGGUUGGAAUGGUGGACAAAAAGGGACAGUUAGAGGUGGAAAUAAUACGAGCUCGAGGCCUUGUUGUAAAACCAGGUUCAAAGACACUGCCAGCACCAUAUGUAAAGGUGUAUCUAUUAGAAAAUGGAGUCUGCAUAGCCAAAAAGAAAACAAAGGUGGCAAGAAAGACGCUGGAGCCUCUUUACCAGCAGCUGUUGUCAUUUGAAGAGAGUCCCCAAGGGAAAGUUUUACAGAUCAUCGUGUGGGGAGAUUAUGGACGUAUGGAUCACAAAUCCUUUAUGGGAGUGGCACAGAUACUUUUAGAUGAACUGGACUUGUCCAAUAUGGUAAUUGGCUGGUUCAAACUGUUUCCCCCUUCAUCCUUAAUAGAUUCAACUUUGGCCCCUCUUACAAGAAGGGCUUCCCAGUCGUCUCUUGAAAGUUCAACGGGACCUUCUUAUGCUCGCUCAUAGCAGCUAUGAAACUGGUGUUAUAACAACCAGCGUUACAAAAAUUUUUAAAAAAUCAACAGAUCGCGAACCCUGGUAACACUGCAUGCUUAAUGUUGUGUCUUCAGAGCCUGUUUCUAGGGCUAUAAAGCGAUCCUGUGUUCUCAGAGGAAGUUGCACACAUUGUGCUCUAAAGGAAGUCCUCAGGUGAAGGAGUGGAGCUGGAAGAACUGAAUGGUUUGGAGUUCAGUGACACUCGAGUUUUAGUCCAAUCUGAAGCCAUGGAUUCAACUAAAAGAAACAAGCUGUCUCAUGCAACAAGAGUCCCUUUCAAUGGCACAUCUAUUUUCUUGCUCCCUUUUCUUUAUCUGCCCCUUUUACCCACCCUCUACCCACACCCUGUCAAAGCCUGGUUAUGCCACAGACACGGAGCUACUCCGAGAAGCCAUUCUGCAAGUCAGUGGAAAGAUGGAAGAAAAGAGGGCCAUUAAAGGAAAACCAGCUGUCACUACAGUUGCUCGAAAGCAGAGGAAACGCGCCUUAUAGAAAGUUUGAAGACUUACGGCAGCAGGCUUCAUAACUCCAGCUACUGCUAGAGUCAAAUCCAGUGUGUGGACUCUGAAAAAUUAAAACAAAAAUUCUGUGGCUGUACUGUACUGUAUGAAAUUAAAGAAACUUUUUUGCAUGGACACAGAUUAUGCUGAACACUUAAAAUUAUUUUCUUGGGGCUGCAACUUGCAAAAAAAAAGAAUAAAUCAGCCAUUUUCAACAAUUUAUAUUAUUUUUAAAAAUAAAUUUCACUAGUGCAUGGUUUUAAAAGGGGAGAGAAUGCAACAGAGUGAUACGACGCACCACGUUUCUCAUUCUUUAAACCAAUUAUGGUCUGUGUUUUUGCAGACAUCAAUGAAAAAUAAAUAAUUUCUAGCAAAUAUUUAAAAAUUAUGUUUAUGUGACAAGAAAUAAGUGUAAUAUAUUAAAUUUAUUUAAAUGUAAAAGGUCAAGCCUUGUAAAGUUCAACAAAUAUGUUCAAAAUUGUACACUUAUUUUCCCCCUCUUGUCUGUUCCUUCCUCCUUUUGCCCUCUCAUUUCCUUCCUACCUCCCAGGAUGAUCAUAAUACUCUGACCCUGCUACUUUUUGACUUACUACCCUCAUGCCCCACAUUUGGUUCAGUGUUGCAGAUAAUUCUGCAUUUCUGAAUUCUUUGAGGAAAACUAUUGUUCAAGAACUUUUUUCAAGCAUGUUGAAAAGAAUUUUGCAACAUGGCUUGGGGAGUACAUUACAAUAAUUUAGCAUGUAUUUGAUAAAAAAAAUUGAACUUUUUGCAGUUAAUUGUACAGUGCAUGGAAACUUUCUUUUUUUCUCACCAAAUUAAAUUCUAUAGCAAAAUACUGGAAUCAUGUGGCCAUUUGUAAAAUGUCUUCAAUAAAUUUGUUUUCAGCACCAGCAUCAUUCAUUCAAAAGUCAAGCUAUUAUUUCUGGAAGGUCUUGAAGAAAUGGCAACAGUCUUUCUAAAUUUCAGCAUCUUUCCACUUGCGCUGAACCAAAUUGCUACCCAUUUCAGAAUCCAAACAAAAAGAGCAAUUACGCUGAAAUGCGUAAGAUGGGAAAUCAGUGAAUAUAACCCUGAUGUUAAAUGUCAAAACUUGGACAGGAAUCCUAUCCUUACUUAAGUUUUAAAUUAGAGUUACUUACAUGCUCUUAAUAGUGAUUAAAAUUUAAGACCGUUAAAAGCCUCAAAUAAAAUACAUGCAACUUAUCUUUGACACCAUUACAUUAUUAUUUUGACACCAAACAAAAAUCUGUUAGGUGGUUUUAGCAUCACUGAAUGGAGGGUGGAAAUGUGGGAUCCUCUAAAUCCAGAUUUCUCAAUACCUCUGAUGAAAAGGAAUGUAAUCUGUUAAUGUUUAAACAGACCAUUGUCCCCUUCCCAUGUUGUUAGAUGCCUUUAAUUACGUACCUAUUAUGUAAGGUUGAAGCAUUGCAAUAAUUUGUGAAUUUGUUUAAAUUAAGACUAUACACAAAAAUAUUCUGGUUUUAUGUGAAAAAUCGGUAAUAUUUUCCCCAGAUUUACAUGCAUCGUAGAGGGGGAAUAAAUAACAAUAGGCGACUCUUUUAAUGCCUUUUGCAGUGUGAUAUGAUAAAUCAUUACUGAGAAUAGUCCACAAAGGCUGUCCAGAAACCCUGCACACGCACCAUUGAAAUGAUGAGGGUUAUGCAGCUCCAGUGCCUGGUGAAAUUGCACCCAAACAACUUCAUCUAGAGCUUCAUGUAUUCCCUGGUGAUGCCAUGUGACUAUGGAACUGCCUCCUCCAUUGGUUUGAAUGGAGAAGCUGUCUCUCAUGGGAGUUGCACAUGCGUACCAGAGUUCUAACACCCACAGAAUUUGCCUUUUCUCUAUGUGAUUAUGUAUAAGGGUGGGUGUUAAUGAACACCAAUAAAAUAUGGUUGAACUAAUUGUAUAUGAGCAACCAAUGAAUACUAAAGAUAUACCCUUGCAUUACUCCCCCCACCCCACCCCCUGGAAUAAAACAAUUUUUUACAUGUGUUACUCUGUUCCUGAUACUGUGACAUGCAGUCAUGCAUUCUUUUAUGCAUAUUCCUAUACAAAUUAUUUCUAAUUCAGACAAAGAGGACAUGACCAAAUGGAAGAUCUGUACAUACUUGGUCAAUAUGCAGUAUUUAUUUUAAAAGUUGAUUGUAUUUUUUUUAAUAUUCACAUGUCUGCAACUCUACUUAUACAAUUUAGUCAUGUAAAUAGCACUCUUCCAGUGACCACAGCUGUCUUGUACAUACUCUGUUUUAAAAGUAAAAGGAAUUGAAAUUGGGGGAGAAAGGGGCAGAUUAUGCCUGUUAAUGAACACCAACUAAUGUAAAUCAAAUUCAUUCUGGUGAUGGUAUUUAACACUUUAAAUAAAAAAAUUUCUUUACAAAA
Molecule: messenger RNA, 9733 nt
Organism: Sphaerodactylus townsendi
Lineage: Eukaryota; Metazoa; Chordata; Lepidosauria; Squamata; Sphaerodactylidae
Gene: RIMS2
Product: regulating synaptic membrane exocytosis 2
Exons: 41
Coding region: 1170-6824 (1884 amino acids)
Biological process (GO): regulation of membrane potential; calcium ion-regulated exocytosis of neurotransmitter; regulation of synaptic plasticity
Cellular component (GO): presynaptic membrane; cytoskeleton of presynaptic active zone
Molecular function (GO): transmembrane transporter binding; small GTPase binding
Source: RefSeq, a predicted model, not a curated record